This is a messenger RNA of Knipowitschia caucasica, 1209 nucleotides long. The record is from the annotation of a GenBank genome assembly. Lineage: Eukaryota; Metazoa; Chordata; Actinopteri; Gobiiformes; Gobiidae.
AUGGUCCUUCUCCUCUCUGGACCCUCUCCUCAGACCUCCUCCUCUCCGGACACUCUCCUCAGACCUCCUCCUCUCCGGACACUCUCCUCAGACCUCCUCCUCUCCGGACCCUCUCCUCAGACCUCCUCCUCUCCGGACACUCUCCUCAGACCUCCUCCUCUCCGGACACUCUCCUCAGACCUCCUCCUCUCUGGACCCUCUCCUCAGACCUCCUCCUCUCCGGACACUCUCCUCAGACCUCCUCCUCUCCGGACCCUCUCCUCAGACCUCCUCCUCUCCGGACCCUCUCCUCAGACCUCCUCCUCUCCGGACACUCUCCUCAGACCUCCUCCUCUCCGGACCCUCUCCUCAGACCUCCUCCUCUCCGGACCCUCUCCUCAGACCUCCUCCUCUCCGGACACUCUCCUCAGACCUCCUCCUCUCCGGACCCUCUCCUCAGACCUCCUCCUCUCCGGACACUCUCCUCAGACCUCCUCCUCUCCGGACACUCUCCUCAGACCUCCUCCUCUCCGGACACUCUCCUCAGACCUCCUCCUCUCCGGACCCUCUCCUCAGACCUCCUCCUCUCCGGACACUCUCCUCAGACCUCCUCCUCUCUGGACCCUCUCCUCAGACCUCCUCCUCUCUGGACACUCUCCUCAGACCUCCUCCUCUCUGGACCCUCUCCUCAGACCUCCUCCUCUCUGGAACCUCUCCUCAGACCUCCUCCUCUCUGGACCCUCUCCUCAGACCUCCUCCUCUCCGGACACUCUCCUCAGACCUCCUCCUCUCCGGACACUCUCCUCAGACCUCCUCCUCUCCGGACACUCUCCUCAGACCUCCUCCUCUCUGGACCCUCUCCUCAGACCUCCUCCUCUCCGGACACUCUCCUCAGACCUCCUCCUCUCCGGACCCUCUCCUCAGACCUCCUCCUCUCCGGACCCUCUCCUCAGACCUCCUCCUCUCCGGACACUCUCCUCAGACCUCCUCCUCUCCGGACCCUCUCCUCAGACCUCCUCCUCUCCGGACACUCUCCUCAGACCUCCUCCUCUCCGGACACUCUCCUCAGACCUCCUCCUCUCCGGACCCUCUCCUCAGACCUCCUCCUCUCUGGACACUCUCCUCAGACCUCCUCCUCUCUGGACCCUCUCCUCAGACCUCCUCCUCUCUGGAACCUCUCCUCAGACCUCCUCCUCUCCGGACACUCUCCUCAGACCUCCUCCUCUCUAG